This is a messenger RNA of Eucalyptus grandis, 892 nucleotides long. RefSeq lists its product as uncharacterized. The record is from RefSeq and is a predicted model, not a curated record. The transcript has 2 exons. The coding region runs from base 141 to 746 and encodes 201 amino acids. NCBI's taxonomy places the organism in Eukaryota, Viridiplantae, Streptophyta, Magnoliopsida, Myrtales, Myrtaceae.
GUCAACAUGUGAGUCAACGUGUGAGUCAACGUCUCUCUAUUAUCAUCACUUUCCCUUAAAAAGCGACCAACAUUGUCAUUGGAUCCUCCUCAGACGAACCAACGAAGAAUUCCUCUCCAACCUCAAGCUAGCUUUCGGCUAUGGCUUCCAGCAAUUCGACCGGAGAUGGAAAUGUAGAGGAGCGAGUGGACGAGAGGAAGUACUUCGAGAAGGUGCUGGACGACAUCGUGAGCCUCAACUCCCUGUUCACCGUCGCCGUCUUCGUCGGCCUCUCCCUCGCCCAGCCGGGCCAAGUUCAGAGCCUCCAGGAUGACGACACUUGCCACCCAGACGCCAAGAUACGCAAGCGGCUUGUGGCCUAUGAGAUCGCCUCCUUCAGCUGCUUUGUUUUCUCCGGCUUCCUCGCCAAGACCGUCAAGAUCUUCCUCUACAUCUACAAGAAGCAGGACAGCACCAAGACAAACCCGCAACGCGAGUGGAAGAGCCUCGUCGGGUUCUAUUUGUCGAUCUAUGGGACCAUGGCCGGGUGCCUGCUGCUGCUCCUUGCCAUGGUCGAUGUCGUCCAGAUCAAGCUCGGCCGGCUCUCGUGCGACAGCACAUAUUCGGUCAGUACUGUCACCGUCUUGGUCAGCACCAUCGGCCUCAGCUUACUGAUCUACUUCACUACAGUGACCUACGGCCUAUUGUUCACCACCAAGAACUCGUUGCUCCAAGCCAAGGAGGAGACCGGCAAGGGGGCCGCUUGACGAGGAGAGGCGAGAAGUCAAUUAGUAGGGCCAUCUAAAUAUGCUGGACUUGUCAUGUAACUUAUAUCCAGUGUCAUUAGAAGUAGGUUAAUGUUUGUAUGUUAUGUCUUAAGUGAAGGUGUGUUAUCUUAUUGCGCAUUCCAUAA